UUUUAUUUUAUUUUUUUCUUCGUUCUCCGCCCGGGGGUGUUGGGGCCCUGGCGUCCUCAUCCCUGGUGCUUGAAUUCUUCUCCAUCAUCUCUUCUCCUCUUUGAUCUUCUCCUUUGUCUCUCUCUUUCUCUCCGUCAUGCAUAGAUCGGGGGUGGCGAUGGCAUGGAACGUCUUCAGGUUCUGCACGGCCUUGCGGGGACUCGGCUCUGUCAUGAUCCUGCUUGUCCUCGCCUUGAUCGGCGUCACCUACUAUUCCGUCGUCAUCGCCAACUACGGCCCCGCCCUCUUCAACGCCGCCUUUAGCUCCUCCUCCCUCGUCGCCCUCGCUGUCCUCAUCGUCUUCCAUUCCCUGUUGGUGAUGUUGCUAUGGAGCUACUUCUCAGUGGUCUUCACUGACCCUGGUAGCGUGCCGCCGAAUUGGAGGCCUGAUGUGGAUGAGGAGAGGGCAGAGAUUCUCCCAUUGGCUAGUUCGGAGUUCAGUAGCCCGAUAUUGAGCUUACAGCAAUCUGAAGCUCUUGCAGAAGCUGGAAAUCCAAGGAUUAGGUAUUGCAGGAAGUGUAGCCAGUUGAAGCCACCUCGAUGCCAUCACUGUUCUGUUUGUGGGAGGUGUGUGCUGAAGAUGGAUCACCACUGUGUUUGGGUUGUGAAUUGCGUUGGUGCUUUGAACUAUAAGUUCUUCCUCCUUUUCCUGUUCUACACAUUUCUUGAGACAUCCCUUGUCACCCUAUCAUUAUUGCCGCAUUUUAUUGCCUUCUUUAGUGAUGGGGAAAUUCCUGGAACACCUGGAACACUGGCAACUACUUUUCUCUCUUUUGUGUUGAAUUUGGCAUUUGCAUUGAGUGUUCUUGGGUUUUUAAUCAUGCACAUGUCUUUGGUUGCUGGUAAUACCACAACUAUUGAGGCAUAUGAGAAAAAAACAACUCCAAAAUGGAGGUAUGACCUAGGCCGGAGAAAAAAUUUUGAACAGGUAUUCGGGAUGGAUAAGAAGUACUGGUUCAUUCCCGCAUACUCAGAAGACGAUAAGAGAAGAAUGCCAGCUCUUCAGGGCCUCGAGUAUCCAUCGAAACCUGAAUCAGAUGCACAGCCAUUCUGACAGGCCGCAAUACAUUUAUGUUCUCACCCACACCGGCAACAUGACACAGCCAAUGCUUGUGAACAAAAACAAGAAAUCAUUUUAGUAAUCAUACUCAUCAGCAGUGCAAAGAAGGCUACAGAAUAGGAAGCAAAUUAAGUACCAGGUUUAAUACAUUCACUCUCCCCAACCAGUGUAUAGGCUGUAUAGCAAGGACUGUUGUGUGUGUGCACUAUUUAAACUAUCAACUCGUUGUGCUAUGUUUUGAUCAAGGGAUGUAUAACAGAACUUUUUUUAAAAAAAUAUUUUCAACUAAGAAACCUCUUUGCCAAAAA
Messenger RNA from Dioscorea cayenensis subsp. rotundata (Guinea yam), 1407 nucleotides. Its product is annotated as probable protein S-acyltransferase 14. NCBI's taxonomy places the organism in Eukaryota, Viridiplantae, Streptophyta, Magnoliopsida, Dioscoreales, Dioscoreaceae. Gene Ontology annotation, biological process: peptidyl-L-cysteine S-palmitoylation; protein targeting to membrane. Gene Ontology annotation, molecular function: protein-cysteine S-palmitoyltransferase activity. The record is from RefSeq and is a predicted model, not a curated record. Gene Ontology annotation, cellular component: endoplasmic reticulum; Golgi apparatus.